Molecule: messenger RNA, 5385 nt
Organism: Acipenser ruthenus (sterlet)
Lineage: Eukaryota; Metazoa; Chordata; Actinopteri; Acipenseriformes; Acipenseridae
Gene: ldah
Product: lipid droplet associated hydrolase
Exons: 7
Coding region: 139-1116 (325 amino acids)
Biological process (GO): lipid storage
Cellular component (GO): lipid droplet
Molecular function (GO): lipase activity
Source: RefSeq, a predicted model, not a curated record
ACUUACACGACGCAGCUGUACUUCCUGUUAACUUUCAUUCACUUUGAGAAGAGAGUCGCUGUGGAAAAUGGAUUACGAUUAAAAAACAGCAAAACCAAUAGCAACAUAUCCACACUGUUGUCUUCUCUGGGUUCCAAUAUGGGAAUGCCCAGUGGAGGUGAAUGGUCGGAGGGCCUUGAGGAACACAUCUACUGCUGUAGUGCAGCGACUGAAGUGCUGAAGUUUGGGCAACUUGAUCUACGUCACACCAGCGACUGUGAAAGCUCUGCAAAUGUGCUUUUCCUAAUUAUACCAGGGAACCCAGGGAUUGUGGGCUACUACAAGACCUUCAUGCAAGCCUUGUACCAGACUUUGGACCACAAAUAUCCAGUGUGGGCUGUAAGCCAGGCCGGACACUGUUUGCCUCCAGACAGCAUGGAAAUGAUGGAAGAUACCGACAUCAUAGAGUUGGAGGAUGUCUUUGGACUGAAUGGACAAAUUGAACACAAACUGGCAUUCCUGAAGCAGUAUGUACCCAGAAACAUAAAGCUUGUGCUGAUUGGCCAUUCCAUUGGGUGUUACAUUAUACUGGAAAUGAUGAAAAGGGAUCCAGAUCUUCAGGUUCUGAAAUCUCUGCUACUUUUCCCAACUAUAGAGCGAAUGGCAUUGUCUCCCCAAGGCAAGCUCAUGACUCCUGUGCUGUGCAAACUGCGUUACGCUAUGUACGUCCCUGUCUACUUUCUCUCCUUCCUGCCAGAGAGCAUCAAAGCCUCCAUGGUGAGGUUAGUGCUGCGAGGCCUGCAGUCCCUGGAUGAAUCUUCUAUUCCUGCUUCUGUAACCCUGUUUAGUGUGGACUGUGUAGCAAACGUCAUGUAUCUGGGAAGUCAAGAGAUGGUGCAAGUUAUGGACAGAGAUAAUCCAACAAUCAAGAAAAAUCUAGACAAGAUCAUUUUUUAUUAUGGCUCUAAUGAUCAGUGGUGCCCAGAGCAGUAUUAUGAAGACAUAAAGAAGGAUUUUCCGGAAGGUGACAUUCGACUGUGUGAGAGAGGAAUUCGCCAUGCUUUUGUACUAAAUGCCAGCAAGGAAGUGGCAUCAAUGAUCACUGACUGGUUGCAUGCAGACCUUGCCAUCUUGUAGCACCACCAUAGUGGAAGCUUUGCUAGUUGCAGUUCUUGUGCUCCAGGCAUCCCUAUAAAAAAAAUCAGUGCACACAAAAAACAUGGUUAUCAAACCUGAUGUUCAAACCACACAAACUGUGUCGUGUUUUCAGAGCAAGCAAAGAACUGACUUAUUAAAAAAUAAAGCAUUCUCACAUUGAAAAGAAAUUACCGGUACAUGGCCUACAUUUUAGCAAAGGGAUUGUGUUAAUAUUUCAAGGUUAGUUUUAAAUGUUGUUUUGCAGUAUAUUAUAUCCAAAAACAAUAUGCUGAAAGACAAUAUCCAGUAUGUAAAUGUUAGAUACCAAUCCAUCAUUCAUAUUAAGGAAAUUUGUAUUAAAUGUAUGUAUAUGUUUUGUAGGUUUAUACAAAAAUGCAAGUAUCGCAAUGUAUCCAAAUGUGUGAUCAAUACAGUUCACGACUGAUGUCAGCUUCAGAGCUGUGACAGAAAUGAUGUCUUGUAUUAUUAUGAUGUAUAGUAAAACCUCUUUAAUGCAAAUAUGAAGAGAACAAAAACUAACUUUUACGUAAAAAUUAUUAGGUUUACUGUAAGUCAGCAUUUUAAAAUUGGUCAGUUUUUUGUUAAGUACUGUAUAUGGAAAACUACAAAGCGGUAUGCAAUUCAAUAUGUUGCCGUAACAUUAUCCAGCAGGUUUCAUUUGACUUUAUGAAACAAAAUGUGUUAAAUCUAGAGGGGGAUGCAAACCUUGUGGCUAUAGCUGAAGGUCUUUAUUAAUAAGAGCACUUCAUCUACCCCCCCCCCCCCCCCCCAAAAAACAAAAAUCACAUUUCAGACUUGAAGAAUCCUCAUUCCAAAUGUGUUCUAUGUUUUGUGGCCUAAAGUUCUGUUUUGGUUUUUGGCAUCAAAACACACUUAUAUGUGGAGCUGUUCUUUCAGCACCAGGAGCUGGAGUAUAGCACAACGUAAUACACUGGAAUUGUAAAAAAAAAAGAAAGAAAGAAAAGGGGGUGAUAUUGAAAGAACAGCACUGUGGCAACGAGAUUGCAAAUGAUGUGUGUGUACGUGGGGAGGGGAGAGUAUUUAUGUUCUUUUUAAGUCCACUCAAGAAAAAAGCUUUGAUCAUUCCACAUUCUUAAGAUAAAAUAAAAAACAUGUUUCUUCAGUGGCGUAUGACAAGACUUUUAUGAUGAUCAUAUUUUCUCAUCACACAGGCUAAUCUACAUACCCCCUCCCUCAUUUAAUUGGCAAAACAUCUGAAUAAAUCAUUAAAAGGGGAAGCUACAUUUAAAACCAGUUUUAUCACAAAAAAAUUCACCCCUAAAGCAUUAUAUUACCAUAAGAAAUUAUCACUCUACAUGUAAACCUCUCCUUUGAUAUUAAUGCAUUCAGGUCAAAACAUGUUAUCAGUAAAAUAUUUUUAUCAAUUCAAUUGAAACUACUGUUAAUUUGUAUUUAAGAAAAUGUUUCAGGAGCAAUAGAACUUUUUUUAAUAGCAUAAAUGUAAUACAAAACACAGAAGCUUAAAUAAAAUAAUCACAUGUAUUUGCUAUCCUGUUAGCCAUUCAUUUUUCUGGGUCACAAGCCAUGUGCCCCCAAUCAGUUGUAAUCUUUGGAAACAUGAGAAUUGUCAUGUUGAUAAAACAGUUUAAUGAACAAUAUAGGUAAGCAAUGCUGAUGGUGGCAGAAAAUAAUUUACUGUUAAUAGUAACAGGAGUGACAUUAUUUGUAAACAAAUACCAGGACUGACGUUUUUUAUUUUGUCACUCAAUGGAAAAGGCCAUUCAGCCUGCAUAUUCCACUGAUUAUGUGACAUUUGAAUCAAAUUUAAACCACAUUUACUCUUGUAUCUUCCAUCAAAAGUUAGAAAUUGAUUUUGAACCCUUUUUUUCCUUACCAGUAUGUUCUUUUUUUCAUAAGUAAGUUUCCCUUGUGGAAUAAUACCAAAAAAAAAAGAUUGUGUGUAAAAAGAUGGCGCACAGAAGAGCGGAUAGUGUUUUGUUGCUUCUGGCAAAGACUUCAAGAAAGUUAAAUUUGAACACAUGUUUCAAUGCAAAAUGUUAGCUCAUCAGUCUUGGCUUACAAAACUUAGUAACAUUCAGGGAAAACAUUCAAUACGAAACUCUCAAAGCAUGUGAGAAAUGUAGUAACCUUUGCGCUGUAAUAACCAUGUUCCUGAAAACUGUAAAUGCAAACAUUAUUGCUGCAAAUGAUCAAUAGCACUGAUAUAUAAAUACAAUUGAACAAAACAAGACUAAACUUUUGAUUCGGUAGAUAAUGCCCCAUGGCUAUGGAAACUAUAGAAAUUGAAAGGUUUCAUGUUAUACCACAGACCUUUUGUUACUAGACCAUCUAAAAAUGUAAAAUAUCUAAGCUAUUUCUGAAUGCUGACCUAUAAGAGGCCUUGUCACGCAAAAUAUGUAUUUCAUAGUUUUUGUUAUACAUAUGCAUUUGUUUUGUUUGUAAGUAAUUAAAAAAUAUGCCUAUAAAAAUUACUGUAUAUUCUAGAAACUGUUGGUCAGGUUUACUAAGCUAUUUCUUAAAACGUAUUAUUACAAACCCAACAUAAAACGCCUUUGAAUGUAUUUUAAAGAUACUAUGUGCAUGAAAGUGACCUGUCUUUAUUUCUUUUAUGCAAAAAACAAUCAUGGCUUGCAUACCAACACAAGUGCUGUACUUUUGUUCAUUAUAACUUCUUUAAUCUGUUGUAUCCAUGUUAGUUUAUUACUAGAUAGAGUAUCUAUGUGUGUGUGUGUGAGAGAGAGAAAGAGAGAUAUAUGCUGCGUGGAUAUCUCAACGCCAAGACUGGCAGAGAGAUUGACUGAAUCAGCACAGAGGGUGACAGCCACAUAAUUGGACAGAUCCCUUUGUACCACACACCCAUCACUACACGAGGAACAGCUAUGAAAGUGUAGUGAACAAGAGCGGAAAACAGGCCUGGGUCUGUACAUUAUUAAUGGCAGGAUCAGGGGGGAUUCUCUGGGUAGAUACACAUAAUACAGGUCAUCCCAGGGCAACAGUGUAGUAGACUACAUCAUUACUGACAUGGACCCAGAGUCUAUUAAUGCAUUUAUAGUCCAGCAACAGACCCCUCUAUCAGACCAUUGUCAAACAGUCCUGUAUCUAAAAAAAAAAUAAUUCCAACCUGAACCCCCCCCCCCCCCGCCAAAUUAUACAACCUCAAACCAGCCUAUUAAUGGACACAAAGCAGUGCUGAGGAAAACAAUGUAUAGUGCAGAAAUAAAAAAUAUUCUAAACAGCUUGCAAAACUCAGGAAAACAAAUGGAAAAAAAAUUCAAAUCACUUCAUAAGACUUUAUCCUAGAAAUAUUCCAGCUAGAAACUAGAAAACAAUCAAGAGAACUAUCCAACCAAAAACCCAGAGAACCCAACAAUACGGAAUUACGCCUCAGCUACUGCAAGACACUGAAACAUUAGAAACACAUUCAAAAUAAGAAAAAACAAGAAUAUGGGUCUAAAAAAUUAAGGACAACCAGAACCCAAUCGGAAAGCCUGUGGGCCCAACAGCAUCAACAAGAUGCUCAAACACAGCAGCCCCGGGCUUCAUGAGGCCCCGCUCAAAUUAUUCAACUUCAUUUUGAAUGCGGGCUGCUUCACUGACAUAUGAAACCAAGUUCUUAGAACUCCAAUUCACAAAAGUGGAGACAAAUUAGACCCCAACAAUUACUGAGGCAUCUGUGUGAGCAGUAACCUGGGGAAGGUGUUCUGCAGUAUCAUUAACACCCGAAUACUGGACUUCCUUACCGAGCACAGUGUCCUGAGUAAGUCAGAUUAGCUUUCUACCAAACCACCACACCUCUGACCAUAUUUACACCUUACACACCCUUAUCAACAAACAUGUCCACCACAAAAAUAAAGGAAAAGUAUUUGCUUGUUUUAAAGAUUUCCAUUUUUUUUUUUUUUUUUUGUAAUUGCUCUUAUUUUAAACCAUUCUCAUGCAUUUAUCGUACUUACUACAUGCUCUUACUGGACUUUACUUGUAUAAGCAAAUAUUUUUACUAUAAGUUAACUGCUCUUAGUUGAACUCAAUCUUAAAUUUAUUUAUUUACUGUAUUCUUUAUUUUGCUCUUAUUUGAAUUUGAUCUUAUUUGCUACUGAUUUUAUGAUACUUUAUAACUGCUCUGUAAUGUGAGAUUUUGUAAUGUGAUACUUUGUACUGUGAUAUUUUGUAACAAUUGCAAGUCGCCCUGGAUAAGGGCAUCUGCUCAGAAAUAAAUAAUAAUAAUAAUAAUAAUAAUAAUAAUAAUAAUAAUAAAAGCAUUUGACUCAA